AUGACGCACACACCGGAGAAAGUGGAGGUGACAGAGCAAGUGAGUGACGGCGAGUCAACUGAUAGCUGGUUCAGCGUGCCCACUCCCUCCACUGCACGCAGCCGUUCCGGGAGCCCGCUGCCGGCGGAGGCGGUGGUGGCACCGGAGGAGUUGGCGACGAUCUAUGCAGAGUUGGAGGAAAAGUGGGGCCGCUGUGUGGCUUUAUAUGUCCACGGCUCCACGAUUUUCGCCAACCACGUGCCACAAGACUUGGACCUCAUCGCUGUGGUUGAGGAGCCCAAACAUGAGCUGGCGCAGGAUUCGCCGGAUUCGCAGUUUGUGCUGGGCCGCUGUGAGGUCUCUGUCUAUGCAAAGGAGUGUUUCCUUCAAAAACUGGAGAACAUGGAUCUCACGAUGCUCACCUGUCUGAACACCCCUGAGCGCUUCGUGCUGAAAGCCUUAGAAGAUCCCAGGGUCAGCAACCUGAAGAUUGAUCUGGAUCUGCUGGAGGCCUCCGUCAUCUCCUAUGCGGUCUUCACUUGGAAGAAGUUCCAGCGCGUGUUGGAUGAGUGGAAAGAUCCCUACAAAUCCUCCAAAAACGCCUACUUCGUCUUCCGCGUGAUGAACUUGGGCUGCCAGCUGGCUGAGCAUGGCCGCAUUCAGGAUCUGAAGGCAGUCAAUGCCAAGUGGGAUGUGGUGCGCCGGGUCUAUGAUGACUUGAACAUCCAGCCAGGGGAUUCCAAUGUGGUCGAAGCCGUCUUGGCGCACGACUUCCUGCUGACACUGCGAGAUUUCCAGAAGCAGAUCGAAAGGGCCAAAUCAGCUGGAGGAGCCACCGGGCCCAGCGAAGCCCAGCCAAUCCUGGACACCUGCGCAGUGUGUUUGGAGCAGAAAGAGGAGUCGGCCACAGCCAACGACACUGGCAUGCUCUCAUCCAGCGGCUGGGUCAGGUUGGUCAAUUGCAGGCAUUGCUUCCAUGCCAGCUGUAUCGCGCAGUCCCUUCGUGUGCGACCCGACCACCCGGUGUGUCCCAUGUGUCGUGCCUCUGUGAGGAUGGAUGGGAGCUCCAAUCCCAAUGUGCUGAAGUGGUUCCGUGAGCAGGUCCGGGCUAGCAAGCGCUCCAGGUAUUCCUAUGCCGGAUAUCCUGCGACCCUUCGGAUCCGGGAGCCCGUAGAGGGACAAGCACCAGCACCACGAGUUGAAGGCUUCGCCAGUCUCGGGGACGCCUGCUUGCGUUUAGCAGAGGCAUGGUGUCAAGAAGCCGAGGCGCUCAAUGACCAGGGCCGCUUCAAAAUGGCGGCAGAGGUCUACAAGCGGGCCAUGUCCUUGCCAGUCCUGCCGACAAAGCGAUUUGCAGAGAUUCAAGGCUUUAGGGCCAAGACGUAUCGAAGACUGGCAGAGAAUAAGAAGGUGUCUUCCCGAAAGCAGGGAGACAAUGACGAUGGGGAGGAGGAUCCUCUGGUGGGGAUGGCUGCAGAGUGGGCCAUUCAAGAGGCCGAAGAGGCGUUGGAGAAGGAUCCCAAGUGCUUUUUGGCCGCCUGGGAGGGAGCCAUCGCGGCCAAGCACAUUGGUUGGUGGAAUAAGGGCCGGCAGUUGGCCAAGAAGGCCAUGCAGGCAGUGCCCCAUGGGCCGCAGCACCGCGCGGAGCGGGAGACUGCGAGCACACUCUUUCUCCUUAUGGCGGAAGAAGAGCAAGAAGAGAAGCAAAGGAAGGUCUUGGAGAUGCAACAGAGCAAACAGCAAGCAGAGCCUGAAGUCGAUGCCAAGGAGGUGGAAUGGGCUCGAGGGGUUGCCAUUCAGCUGAAUGAGGCUCUUAAGGCUGAAGAUUUCAAGAGGCCGCAUCAUCAGAUCUGGAAGCUCAUCGGACCCGGUCUCAAAAAGAAGGACGCAGAUAUGCUCUUUAGCGAGAUCCGACAGCUGGUUUGGGAAAAGUGGAACCCCAUUGCCUGGCAGCAUGGCUAUCGCACCUCCUGGGAUACCUUGGCCAGGAAAAGCUUUUGUGCCCGUGUGGUGGACGUCGCAAACGCCGACGUGGCUGAGGUGAAGGCCUUGGUAAGAGAAAUGGAGGAUCGAACGUGUUUGGAGUGGCCAGACAUUGCCGAAGCGGUCGAGAAGAUCAAGUACGACGAGACCUGGGCCUACACGAAGCGCGAGGAUGGUACCUGGGGAACGUGGAACGGGCCAACCUCCUUGUGA
Cladocopium goreaui is the source of this 2175-nucleotide messenger RNA. The record is from the annotation of a GenBank genome assembly. Lineage: Eukaryota; Dinophyceae; Suessiales; Symbiodiniaceae.